Molecule: messenger RNA, 1616 nt
Organism: Patella vulgata (common limpet)
Lineage: Eukaryota; Metazoa; Mollusca; Gastropoda; Patellidae
Product: nitric oxide synthase-interacting protein
Exons: 10
Coding region: 125-997 (290 amino acids)
Cellular component (GO): nucleus
Molecular function (GO): ubiquitin protein ligase activity
Source: RefSeq, a predicted model, not a curated record
GAUACGUUAGAGUUACUGAACUUGAAUCUAGGUAGCGCUUUUGUUGUAAUGGCCGUAAAUACUUCUUAUAAUUUUGCCUGUUAAAUAUUAGAAUAACAUUAAUUUUUUAUCCUAGACAUUCAGAAUGACUAGGCAUGCUAGAAAUUGUACUGCUGGAACUGUUUACACAUACAAUGAAAGAAAGAAAGAUACAUCAGCUUCAGGCUAUGGUAGUAAAGAAGUUAGAUUUGGUAAAGAUUCUGUCAAGGAGUUCGAUUGUUGCUGUUUAACAUUACAACCCUGUAAAAAUCCUGUUGUCACGGCUGAUGGAUACUUGUACGAUAAAGAAGCUAUUUUAGAGUAUAUUAUUCACAAGAAGAGAGAAAUCGCUCGACAAUUGAAAGCCUUUGAAAAACAGAAAGUUAAGUUUGAGAAAGCAGAACAAGGCUUAGUUACAGAAGAGGAAGAAAAAAAGAAACAGAAAUUUAUUAAUGGGGAAGUUAAUCCUAUUGGUGCUGACAAAAUAAAUGUAAAAGAUGAUGCUGGAACUAGUCUAAGUAACAUGAAAAAUGGUAAAGAUAAACAAUUACCUAGUUUUUGGAUUCCUAAUUUAACUCCUUCAGCAGAACCAACUAAAAUUAAAAAACCUGAUGAGAAGGUACGAUGUCCAAUGAGUGGGAAACCAAUCAAAUUGAAGGAUUUAAUAGAUGUAUAUUUCACUCCAAUUAAAGAUGGCGAUUCAAAAACAUCACUAAUUGCCAAAACGGCAAGAUAUGUAUGUGCUGUAACAAAUGAUGUUCUUGGGAACUCUGUGCCUUGCGCAGUUCUUAGAACCUCAGGCAGUGUUGUCACUGUGGAAUGUGUUGAAAAGUUAAUUAAGAAAGAUAUGUUAGAUCCUAUCAAUGGAACCAAAAUGAAAGAAAAAGACAUUAUUUAUUUACAGAGGGGAUCAUCAGGUUUUUCUGGAUCUGGUGUGGGACUUGAAGCUAAACUAAAUGGAGCAGCACUUCAGUGUUAAUAUUUAGGAACAUGAUUCAUGAACGAUUAGUUGUUAAUGGCACUUGCUUUAAUCUAUUAUACGAGAUAUAUCACUUUAUAGUUUAUCAAAGAUAUUCUUUUAGAAUAAGAAUAGAAAUUAGAGCAAAUAGCUGGAUAAUUCAAACAUCUACUGCGAAUUGGACAUGUGUACAUAUGGUAACAAAAUCUUUCAGCGUGAUCCAAUGAUUGAUAAUGUAUCUUUAUUUAUUGUACUUUGAAAGGAACAGAGUAUUGUUUGUUGGAUGGAUUCCUUAUUAACAACAAGUACAGUAAUGUCAGCAUGAAUUAAGUGCUUUAAAGGUGGCCUUGUUCGUUCAUGGCAUCUUAUGUCCGCUUCCAACUUGGGUGAUGUUGCAGACAAGUGUUUUCUAAGAAACUUCAGAGAAAAAGACAAAAGUAGGUUUAGACCAGUUUAGGAAAUGUGACCUGUCACCAGAUAAUAUGACAUUUUACAGACAUGUAUUUUGUAUUUAACUUUAGGCAUAGUCAGUGGAAAGAUAAUUUGAUUUACAUAUAUCUGUAUAUAAACACAAUAUCACUCAUUUUAUUUUGUAAAUAAUCUGUAAAUAUUUUAUUGAAAUAAACUGUAUUAAAAAUUU